This is a messenger RNA of Myotis brandtii (Brandt's bat), 618 nucleotides long. RefSeq names its product zinc finger protein 547-like. The coding region runs from base 334 to 618 and encodes 94 amino acids. The transcript is spliced from 5 exons. Gene Ontology annotation, biological process: regulation of DNA-templated transcription. Lineage: Eukaryota; Metazoa; Chordata; Mammalia; Chiroptera; Vespertilionidae. The record is from RefSeq and is a predicted model, not a curated record.
UACCCAGAAGUCCGCGCGCGGAAUGUCACCAGGCCGAGCCAAUGGAAGCUCAGAAAGGGCGUUUCCGUUUUUCAAGUUCUGGAGCGCGUGACCGGUAGUCUUUUCUCCAUUUUGUUUUAAGCGGUGGGCGGUACCUGGUCUCAUAGUCCAGUGGAGAAGGCUGGAGAGUGGUGCUCCCCGCCUCGCAGCCCGUGGUGGGAGCCUCCAGUGGUGCUCACAGCGCACACGUGGGAUUGAAGCUCGGACUCGCCACCAGACCCGCCCAGGGCCCGGCCAGGGACCGCCGUUCCUGCAGCGGCUUCUGCUCCCGCCCCGCUCCGCCCACAGAGUGCAAUGGCGGCGCCGGUGCUGAGGAGCUGGGCUGAGGUUGGUGUUACCUUUGAGGACAUUGCCCUGUACUUCUCCAGAGAGGAAUGGAGCCUCCUUGAUGAGGGUCAGAGACAGCUGUACCUCAAUGUGAUGCUGGAGAACUUUGAACUUCUAUCCUCACUGGGUUGCUGCUGUGGGGAAGAGAAUGUGGAGAUCGUGACUGAACAAAAAGUUUCUGGAAGAUUGUCACAGGCAAGGAAUCCAAAUUUACCCUUGUCUUCCCAGAGGAGUCACCCUAGAGUUCAGUAG